AUGUACUCUGAAUAUUUGUUUUAUAUUGCCGCGGGGUUAGUAAGGGGUGUUACACAUGACGCACCAGACGAGUUUGUCUGGAACUCGGAUCCGGUAGCGGGAUUUUCGGUAAGAUCUUGUGCUGUUGUAUUGCGUAACACUACAGAGACGGAGGAGCUGGACAUAACGGUUAAGGAGGCGUUAGCUUUCAUGUGGAGCUUGAAUGAAGAUGAGAAUACUAGUCAUCUCUUCGAAACGUGCAUAAUAACAACAAGAAUUCGGGAAAAGGUUGAAAAUUGGGUUGGAGGAGACUUGAAUAUAACAGUGGAAGAUUUGAAGUUGUUCAUAUAUCACAAUCAUAAGAUUAAGGACUCAGAUGAAAAAUUAACAGUAGGGGUUAUUUGGAUGUGUCUUGGAAGUGGUUUAGGUCUGUUAACGUUUCCUCUGUUUGCUGUAGUUUUCAUAUUUGGAAUACUCUGCCUCUUAAAUGUAUCAAGAGAAACAAGAAAUCCAUUAGUUAAUCAAACUUUUAGAUCAGAGGAUGAAAUUCAAAAGUUGAAGGAAACCAUAGCUAUUCAACUUAAGCAACUCAACAAGCCAGCAGUUAAGACAAUUCAUAGUCCUGACGGCGAUAUCAUAGAUUGUGUUUUGACACAUCUACAACCAGCUUUUGAUCAUCCUUUAUUAAAAGGACAAAAACCAUUGGAUCCUCCAGAAAUUCCAAACGGGAAUAAUCAAAUGAAUAAUUUUAGUGGAGGUUUUCAACUGUGGAGUUUAUCAGGUGAAUCAUGUCCCGAUGGAACAAUUCCAAUAAGAAGAACAACAGAACAAGAUUUGAUAAGAGCUAGCUCUGAUAGUAGAUUUGGAAAAAAAUUUCCCACUGCUAGCGAUUAUCACCAACAUGCAAUUCAGUAUGUGCAAGAUGGAGUGUUCUAUGGAGGUCAAGCUAAUUUGAAUGUGUGGAAUCCACAGGGAGACUCUGACGAUCUAUUCAGCUUGGCUCAAAUGUGGGUAAUGUCUGGUACAUUUGGAAAAGACCUCAACACCAUUGAAACUGGUUGGCAGGUAGAUGUACCACUCUAUGGGGACCGUCGCACUAGAUUUUUCAUUUUUUGGACGGCUGAUGCAUAUCACCAAACUGGUUGCUUCAACUUAAAAUGCCCUGGCUUUGUUCAAACCAACAAAGAUAUUGCAUUAGGAGCUACAAUUGCUCACAUGUCUACAUAUAAUGGAAACCAAUAUAAAAUUUCCUUAUCCGUAUGGAAGGAUGUAAAGACAGGAAAUUGGUGGCUUAGUUAUGAAAAUAGAACCGUUGGAUAUUGGCCAUCCUCCAUAUUCACAAACCUAAAAGAUGUUGCAACUAUGGUUCAUUGGGGUGGAGAAAUAUUUAAUCAAAAUUAUCCACAAGCUUCUUCUGUCCAAAUGGGUAGUGGACACUUUCCUGAAGAGGGUUAUAAAAGAGCUGCACAUAUUAGCCAUAUUAAUGUUUUAAAUUCAAAUAGAGUUUGGGUUAAGCCAACAAAUCCACAGAAUUAUGCAGAUCACCCAAAUUGUUAUAAUGUAAAAGGAGGAAUUGACCGUAAUUGGGGGACUUACUUUUUUUAUGGUGGACCGGGUAAGAAUAAGAAUUGUCUCUAA
Vicia villosa (hairy vetch) is the source of this 1617-nucleotide messenger RNA. RefSeq names its product protein neprosin-like. The coding region runs from base 1 to 1617 and encodes 538 amino acids. The transcript is spliced from 10 exons. The record is from RefSeq and is a predicted model, not a curated record. NCBI's taxonomy places the organism in Eukaryota, Viridiplantae, Streptophyta, Magnoliopsida, Fabales, Fabaceae.